AUGUCAAGUCAAGGCGGUGGUUCGACACAUGACUUGAUUGUCGAGUCAUGGAUUAUGUACGGCGUGGGAAUCUUGUUCUUUAUUGUGCGACUUUAUGCUCGAUACAAGCGUCUGAAGUUCCACUUUCAGGUGGAGGACUAUUUGAUGUUUUUGGCAAUCAUCUUCUAUACUGCAUUUGUAGUCACGAAUAUCGAGAUCACCAAAUACGGAAGCACCUUGUACGAACCAGGCCAAUUUGAGACAUUCACUGCCCAUGACAUCCAAGAACGAGUCUUGGGAUCGAAGAUCGAAUUUGCUUCGGAGCAUUGCCAAGUAUGCACGGUCUAUUGUCUGAAGGCCUGCAUGCUAUUGGUAUAUUUUCGAAUUACAUCGAACCUCAAGCAACAUCACUGGGUCAAGGCAUGCGCCCUAUAUACCGCCCUUGGAUGGCUGGCCACCGAAUUGACCUUGUUCUUGAACUGCCACCCCGUAUCCGGAUACUGGACACUGCCGCCGCCUCAGCGCGAAUGCGCUACUUAUUUCAACUUCGAGAUUGUACAGGCAGUCUUCAACAUCAGCUCGGAUAUUGCGAUUCUGUUUGUGGUGCUGCCCAUCCUGUUUCGAGCGCGUAUACCGUGGCGGACUAAGCUUCCGAUUGUGGUGGUAUUCUCAAUGGGUAUUGUGGUAAUUCUCUGUGCCAUCAUUUCCAAAAUAUUCACCUUCCGCAACAUUUGGGACACGAGUUACCAAUUCUGGUAUCUUCGUGAAGCCUCCAUCGGCGUCUGGGUAACCAAUGCCCCCUUCGUAUGGUCCUUGGCCCGCUCAACCCUCAACUUCCUGAAGUCAACAUCGAACCCAACGAAAGCCACACCCCAGUACGGCUCAAGUGCACCUGGGGCAUCUGUCAGUCGGGCCCGGCCAGGAGCAGUAACUCGAACAUCUCGCGCACUAAGCAGAAUCUAUGACAUGGAACCUAUCAGUGGAAGUGAAGAGGGUAUAAUUGAGAUGGAGGAUGGGAAUAGAGCCGCACAUACACCAGCCGCGUCGAUCGACGACAGCAUGCCCUCAGCCUUAGAAUGGGGUCAACCGUCCCACCAGGAGCAGGAAGGCCAUAUUUGGAAAACGACCGAGAUUACUAUCCAGAAGAGCUAG
Molecule: messenger RNA, 1131 nt
Organism: Penicillium expansum
Lineage: Eukaryota; Fungi; Ascomycota; Eurotiomycetes; Eurotiales; Aspergillaceae
Exons: 6
Coding region: 1-1131 (376 amino acids)
Source: RefSeq, a predicted model, not a curated record